AUGCUGCCAAUCAGUGCCAUGCAUUGCCCACGCAACUCUGCAUGGGAUGGGCCGCGGAUAGCGCCGAGAGGAGAGCUGCGAUGGCCACUGCCAGACAAGCCUGGACGGAGGUACUUGGGCUGGAGCUGGUCGAGGUGCAAUCGAGUUGCAGGGGCUUCGGGUGCUGCCGCUGCUAGCUUCUGCAGCGCGCAUGUCAGGCGGUCCUCGCGGCCGUUGGUUGCUCGUGCUGCGCUGGUGGAGCAACUCACCCAGGCAUCCGAGGCUCUGGAGAUGCUCCGUGGCAAAUGGGAUGCCAUCGAGCUUGGCGAGGCAGAGCGCCUUCAGCCGCUCGCAGAGGAGGAGGUCGCCCUUCGAGAAGGUCUGCGGACCUUGGAGUUUGGGGAUCCGGCGGAGAUCCAAGCAAUACCGCAGACUCCAAGUGCAGAUCCUGUUGUGGCUGGGUACUAUCGCGUUGCACGUGCCCUGCUUGAGCUGGAGGUGGCGCAGAAGGAGUGGGAGGUCCGCACGGCCCAGGCUGCUGGAUUUGAUCAGCCAAGCUCUCCAGAAGUGGGGGCCUUCGCCAGCAGGCUGCUGGGAAUCGCACUCCUUCGUAUUCGGCUGUUCCAGCACUCUGAGGCAUACGAUCUGCUGCAGCGUGCGCUUCCCACCAUGAUGGCCACGCAGCAGUUCGUGGGUUCGGAGGGCGCUGCAGCUAAGCAUUGGCUGCAGAACCUCUGCCGCAGCACUGCCAUGAGCCAGAUGCUCCGAGAGCCAGGUCACAUGCAAGGCGUUGAUAUCUCGAACAGCGAGCAUUUGGAGUGCUUGCAGGCGCUCCGUGAGGAGCUUCGGACCUGUGGAUAUGCUGCAAAGGACAUACUUGGCAUGACUCAGGUCCCGACCCUCGAGAUGUUCGCCGACGACGACCUGUGCGGGCAAGCAGCUGAUGCCUUGCUGGCCAGUGCACCGCACGAACAGAAGGGACUUGCAGAGCUUGUACGGUUCUUCCUUUUGAGCAGGCCUGUGGCGCUCAAGCAGCUGACGGAGCUGAUGGGCUCCUCCUGUAUGGAGUUCCUUCUAGAGAAGCAAGCCGUCACUGUGAUCCGUGGCCCCUCCUGUGCCUUGGUCAAGGCAGACGACGCUCUGAAGGCUCUCGAGAAUGCCUCAGAUGAUUUCUAUUGCUUUGCGAACAUCAAGAUUUGGCCGGUGGAGGACCUUCUCAUUGCCACGGAUCGGCAAACCUGGCCGUCUCAGGGAUUUGAGCCAGUGAUGUACCUUUCGGACGACUCCUGGGGACUCAUCUAUGGAGCGCCACGGGAAGAAGUGGAGUCAGUGCUGGACCUUUGCACUGGCAGCGGCGUCCAAGGGCUAGUAGCCCUGCAGAAUUACGCCAAAACCGCAACCUUCGUUGACUUGAAUCCUCGCGCUCUGGACUUUGUGCGCUUCAACGUCGCUUUGAAUGGCCUUUCGCAGAAAGUUUCUGGAAUCUACGAAGGCAAUCUGUACCAGGCGCUGCCUCCAGAAUCUGGGCCCUUUGACGCCAUCUUGGCCAAUCCGCCCUUCCUUCCGAACCCUCGCGGCAUCGGCUCGCAGUGUUCGGCGAAAUUUGGCGACGGAGGUGAUUUUGGCGAAGACAUCUUGGAGGCAAUUAUGCAAGGCGUGGCAGACCACCUCAAGCCUGCUGGGCACCUGAGCGCUGUCACCUACGCACCCAACACCCCAGAGAUGGCAGAGAGGAUCGCGCGAUACCUGAAGAGUCCUGACGAGAUGUCGCCGUGCAUCACGGUCUUCAGCAGCAAGCUGAAGCCAGCCAAGGACUUCAAGCCUGUGUCCAGCGCGGUUGAAGCCGUCCGAUAUCAGGAGGCACUGGACGAGGUUGGCAUCAAGACAAUGGCCGAGGCCAUCACGCUGGUGAGCUUCGAAGAGACGGCUGUGCAGACGCAUUUCGUCCUCAAGGAGCAUCUUUUCCAAGACGAGGGCUACUUGAGAAGUCUCUGGAAGCAGCACUUGGAUGGCUGUUCGAAGACGUGA
Messenger RNA from Symbiodinium sp. CCMP2456, 2007 nucleotides. The record is from the annotation of a GenBank genome assembly. Lineage: Eukaryota; Dinophyceae; Suessiales; Symbiodiniaceae.